AUGUUGUACGAGCUGAUUGCAAUUGUCCGCCCGGGCAGCCUCAACGAGGUGCGAGAAAUCGCCCGUAACGCCGGUACCCAAGUCAUCCGCUCCGGCGGCGUCGUCCGCGGAUACACCAACUGGGGCGCCUUCCGUCUUCCCAAGGUUACCACAAAACAUCAGGCCCGAUACACCGAUGGCCACCACUUCAUCAUGCGCUUCGACUCCUCCGGAGCUGUUCAGUCAUCUAUUCGUCGCACUCUUGGUCUCGACCCGCGUAUGAUCAACUUUUCUGUGGUCAAGCUCGGAGACAAGCUCGAGGAGAUCAAGGAUGUGAACGGCCAGGUGCCCUGGAACAACGUUCGCUCCAUCACGGAUCAGAUUCCCAGCAGUAAGAACGCAACAGUCCAGGAGAAUCAGGAUACGACUGCCACCACCGAGGGAGAGACCCUCACCGAGGAAGAGAACCCGGACAUUUCAGAUGCGGACGUUUCAGGUGCACCAGCUGUUUGA
Molecule: messenger RNA, 492 nt
Organism: Penicillium brevicompactum
Lineage: Eukaryota; Fungi; Ascomycota; Eurotiomycetes; Eurotiales; Aspergillaceae
Product: mitochondrial 37S ribosomal protein bS6m
Exons: 3
Coding region: 1-492 (163 amino acids)
Biological process (GO): translation
Cellular component (GO): ribosome; mitochondrial small ribosomal subunit
Molecular function (GO): structural constituent of ribosome; small ribosomal subunit rRNA binding
Source: RefSeq, a predicted model, not a curated record